UCUAAUAAAAAACAAUCUAUAAUAUAUAAAUAAAACUAUACAGAAAAUAAAUAAAAAUUAAUAUAGUAAUAGUUAACAGAGGUGAAAAGACAUCAAAAUGCAGAUCUUGGUACCAGAAUCUCAACUUCCAAACGCCUUGUCCGAGGCUUCAACCAAUAAAUUGAAAAUUGUUGAAGACAUACAGAACAUUCUCAAGGCAACUCAAAUUUCAGACGAUAAGGAAAAUGUUAAGGACUUGAAGAAUAGUACAGAAAGUUGUCAUAAACCCAUACACAAACACACACCCUUCCCAGGCAUCUCCGAACUACUGCCCAGCCUAUAUCUCUGCGGUGCUGGUGUUGCCAUGCCACAAAUACUCGAUCAACUCGAAGUACGUUUCAUUAUCAACGUAGCACCCGAAUUGCCAGAUACGCCACUGUCCAGCAUCACAAAACCACUCUAUUUGCGCAUCAAUGCAUCAGACAGGCCUGAUGUCGAUCUGGCAGCACAUUUCGAUGAAGUUGCUGAUAUGAUAGAGGAAGUACGGCAACUUGGCGGUAAAUCUCUAGUGCACUGCGUUGCUGGCGUCAGUCGUUCGGCUUCAUUGUGCAUUGCUUACCUCAUAAAACACGCCAGCAUGUCCUUGCGAGAAGCCUAUCUACACGUCAAGUCAAUACGUCCACAAAUACGUCCCAAUACAGGCUUCUUUCAACAGUUGAGACAGUACGAAGAGCAGCUACAUGGCAGGUGUACAGUACAAAUGGUUUUCUACGAAUCGCUGAACAAAGAGAUCCCCGAUGUUUACGAACCCGAAUAUAAGGCAAUGGAAGAAUUCUAUCAACGACAACGUAAAGCCUUGAAGCGACGUUAGUGGAAUAGAGAAUGGAUUGAAGUCUAUUUUAAUCUGCACCUGUUGUGGUUUUAAACUGUAAACUGUAUUAUAUAGUCAUAGUUAGUUGUAACGUAGUAGUGUUGAUGUCCAGGAUCUCGUUAAGAGUGCGUGAUAAUGUAGUUAUUAUGUUGAUAUUGAUAAGUGUCUUAGCACAUAGUGUGCACGUAUGUCAUAAAAUUAAAUUACGUAAUCCUUAUGUAAUUGGUAACAGUAUUUUUGCUGAAUUUUAUCAUAUUAUUUUAUGCUUAAGCACCCUACACCUAAGUACUCAAAUA
Teleopsis dalmanni is the source of this 1146-nucleotide messenger RNA. RefSeq names its product dual specificity protein phosphatase 18-like. Gene Ontology annotation, biological process: protein dephosphorylation. Gene Ontology annotation, molecular function: protein tyrosine/serine/threonine phosphatase activity. The coding region runs from base 98 to 850 and encodes 250 amino acids. The record is from RefSeq and is a predicted model, not a curated record. The transcript has 2 exons. NCBI's taxonomy places the organism in Eukaryota, Metazoa, Arthropoda, Insecta, Diptera, Diopsidae. Gene Ontology annotation, cellular component: cytoplasm.